Messenger RNA from Cucurbita maxima (winter squash), 1233 nucleotides. RefSeq names its product transcription factor HHO2-like. The record is from RefSeq and is a predicted model, not a curated record. Lineage: Eukaryota; Viridiplantae; Streptophyta; Magnoliopsida; Cucurbitales; Cucurbitaceae. Gene Ontology annotation, molecular function: DNA binding; DNA-binding transcription factor activity. The transcript is spliced from 5 exons. The coding region runs from base 209 to 1213 and encodes 334 amino acids. Gene Ontology annotation, biological process: regulation of DNA-templated transcription.
CUAGUCUCUCUCUAGAAUCCUCCAUUGAUUCUCUCUCUAAAACUCCAUUAUCUCCGUUUUAAAUUUCAGAUUUAUUAAAUCUAUUUAUGUUUCAUCUUCUUCUUCCCCACUAAACUCUAUUUAUUUCUCUUGGGUUUCAAAGUUUAUUGUACUGUUCUCGAUCAUUGGCUCACUUCGGAUUUUUCUUUGUUUUAUUAUCCCUUAAAUUAUGUUUGAUUCAAAAUCAUUCAUGGAUUUCCCCGAUAAUGUUGUUGAUAUUCGUGUGGGAAUGGAUUUGCGGCACUAUGCCGAUGCUCUGGAUCAAGAACGCAGAAAAAUUCUGGUGUUUCAGAGAGAACUUCCCCUCUGUGUGGAGCUUGUUACCAGAGCUAUUGAUUCUUGCCGGCAGCAGUUAUCUGGGGUCUCGUCGGAGAGUUCAGAGCAUACUUCUUCCGAUGGCCCUGUUUUGGAGGAGUUCAUUCCGAUCAAAACAGCCUCCGGUGAUUCCAAUUUUGAACAAUCAAAACCAGAUAUAAAUGAAGUGGGUCCAUUGGAUUGGCUUAAAUCCGCUCAGCUUUGGAAUCAAACGUCGGAUCCUCCAGUUGUUGAGGAUGUUGCUGAGAAACCGCCUUCGGCGGUUGUUGACGUAGAAAAGAAAGGCGUGGGCGGUGGUUUUCAGCCAUUUCAGAAGGAGAAAAAUCCACCCAAAACAGAGGCGGCGGCGGUUGUCGGCAAAACGGUCUGUUGUUCUCCGGUGUUGGAGGCGACAUCGAGUUCGACGGCGGAAACUGUCUCCAAAGACAGCGGCGGAAACAGUCAACGAGAAGAGAAGGAAUCUCAAACUCAAAGAAAACGGAGGCGGCGCUGGUCGUCGGAGUUACACCGGCGAUUCGUUCGUGCCCUUCAACGACUGGGCGGCCCUCAAGUUGCUACACCAAAACAAAUUCGUGAGUUAAUGAAGGUUGACGAUUUGACUAACGAUGAAGUCAAAAGCCAUUUACAGAAAUACCGAUUACACGCACGACGGCCGACAAAUUCUGCCAUGCACGACAGCGCUGUGCAGAAAUUCGUGGUGGUCGGAAGCAUGUGGGAACCUCCGCCGCCGCCACCACCGAAGUACAUGGCGAUGACGACGGGGCAAGUGACCCCGGUGGCGAGAGUCGUGCAACGGCAGAAGACGGCGGAGGGAGGAAAGGGGAGACCCAUCGGCGGCGAAAGCGUAGAAUUAUUUUAAUUAUAAUUUAUUUUAUUUGU